Messenger RNA from Vittaforma corneae ATCC 50505, 672 nucleotides. RefSeq lists its product as uncharacterized. Lineage: Eukaryota; Fungi; Microsporidia; Nosematidae. The record is from RefSeq and is a predicted model, not a curated record. The annotation marks the transcript as partial. The transcript has a single exon. Gene Ontology annotation, molecular function: protein binding.
AAUUAGAUUUCUAUGAUAAUAAGCUUGAGACAUUACCAGUUGAAAUAGGAAAUCUGAAGAAUCUACAGAAACUGCAUCUCUAUGGUAACAAACUUGAGACACUGCCAGUUGAGAUAGAAAAGUUAGCUGAUUCAUUGCGAUUAUUGAAUUUGUUGGACAAUAACAUUUCAGAGGUUGGAGAUGGAGAAAGAACUCUGGGCAGGAGAGAGCUGAGAGCGAUAUUUAGAAAUCGUGUUGUGCUUGAUAACGACAGCGUUGAAUAUGAAGAAGAUGAAAUUUCAGUCGAGGAUGUGUACAGAGAACUUAAGAGCAAGCUAAUGCAUUGGGACUUCGAGAUGCUGAAGACACUCAGACCGCCGUCAGUCCCCGAGUUUAAAUGCAGCGAGGAAGAAUUGGUGAGGCUGUGGAAUGGGGGCAUGUUUGUGAGGGAGUGGGACAGGUUGAGGCCCGAGGUCAUUGAAACGAUCGAGGCCAGCAGAGGAGUCCUUGUGGCAGUGUAUGGAGAGGACUUUUUAAAACUGCUCAGGACAGAUGUAGACGGUGAGACCAGGAAUAGGAAUAUCACAGAGAUUGUUACAAAGCUUGCAGAGAACAAAGACAGCCACACCAGAGAACGGAACAUAUCAGAGCUCACUGAUAAUGACAAAAGCGCCUUUAUGGAUAUGUGGGAGG